AUGGGCGACCACAAGCAUGGUGCCCAGAAGAGCACCGAGCGGUCCCGAAAAUCGGAGCGGAAGGUGCAUGUGCCGGCCCGGGGCUUCCUCGAAUCGUUGUUUGGAAUGUCAAGGGAGCAGCGGAGCCGCCGUAAUCAGCGCAGCAGCCAGCGCAGCACAAAACGCGGCGGCAAGAAGAAGUCGGAAGAGGUGAAAAUUGACGUUGCUGGAAUGGAGCCGCAAGAGCGCUCGACCACGCCAGACUCGAGCCGAGCCAGGAAGGAGAAGGACAAAACGCACGAGGCCACGCUGGAUGAGCAUGAGAAGGAGGAGCACCCGAAGCACGACGAGAAGCCGAAGAACGAGGAAAAGCCGAAGCACGACGACAAGAAGGAACAGCAUGAGGAGAAGGAAGAAAAGAAGCCCGCCAUUCAACCGCGUCAUAAGAACUCGAUGGAAAAAACUUACUUCGACAACGAAGCAUUUGCCACCCCGGCGCUAGCGAUGGCAAAGAGGCCGAGCAAGAUUGACGAACAGAUGAAGGCGUUGGAGGAGAAGCACCGCGCUGAAGAGGAGAAACACCGCGCCGAAGAGGAGAAACACCGUGCCGAAGAGGAGGCCCGCAAACCGCAGAAGUCCAAGAAAAGGCGGCCAUCCCGCGAGGCUUCACGCGAGGCGACCAGGACCACCUCGAAGGAGGCCACCGCCGAGGACGACGGCAAGAACGAGGGCACCCCUCGACGCGAAGCGCUGCACGCAGGGAAGAAG
This is a messenger RNA of Mesorhabditis spiculigera, 747 nucleotides long. Lineage: Eukaryota; Metazoa; Nematoda; Chromadorea; Rhabditida; Rhabditidae. The record is from the annotation of a GenBank genome assembly.